GAAACUUAAUCCAAAUCAACCCAUCUUCUCUAUAUCCAUAUAUCAAAUCCAAUAUCUCUCUCUCUCUCUCUCUCUCUCUCUCAGACGGAGAGCUUAGACUCCUCCAUUGGGGAAUGGAUGCUGAAGUGAGAGGUUGUGGGUCUGCAAAACAGGUGAGUAAUUCUGAUCAGAAGGGCAUGGACAUUAGGAGAGGUCCAUGGACAGAUGAAGAGGACUCCAUGCUCAAGAAUUAUGUCACCAUCAACGGUGAGGGUCGAUGGAAUUCCGUUGCCCGCUGCACAGGCUUGAAGCGAACGGGUAAAAGCUGCAGAUUAAGAUGGUUAAACUAUUUGCGCCCUGAUGUCAAACGUGGAAAUAUCACCCUCCAAGAACAGCUCUUGAUUCUUGAGCUUCAUUCUCGCUGGGGAAAUAGGUGGUCCAAAAUAGCACAGUAUUUGCCUGGAAGAACAGACAAUGAGAUCAAGAACUACUGGAGAACAAGGGUCCAAAAGCAGGCCAAGCAGCUCAAAUGUGACGUCAAUAGCAAACAAUUCAGAGACGCCAUGCGUUACGUAUGGAUGCCCAGAUUGAUAGAGAGAAUCCGGGCCAUGGCCACCUCCAAAUCCCAGUAUUUGGAUGGACCCACCAACACAUAUCGUCCUGAUCUCCCCCUCAACAAUCAGACAGGGCUCAUUCCAAAUCAAAGCCAUGCACCCAUGUCAUCCGGCCCGGCUGAGCCCUACUUGAGGCCCGCAAUAUCUAGUACUUCUUCGGAUUCAUCGGAGGCCCAAGUUUCCUCGGAUCUAACCGAUUGUUACGAUUUACCAUGUGGUAAUUACAUCGAGAUUUCUCAAAACGAGUCAGGAGGUUUGAUCCAGCAGGGCUUGGAUAUCCAAACAUGUAAUGAUGAUCAGCAUAGCAAUGGAUGGUUUGGUGGUGGGGUCGACACAUUGGAUAGUUUGUGGGAUGAUGAAGAGAGUAUGUGGUUUUUGCUACAACAGCUUGGUGAUGUUAAUGAGGUCUAAAUAAUAGAAUUUCCUUACGUGACG
Juglans regia (Persian walnut) is the source of this 1028-nucleotide messenger RNA. Its product is annotated as transcription factor MYB108-like. The transcript is spliced from 3 exons. Gene Ontology annotation, cellular component: nucleus. Gene Ontology annotation, biological process: regulation of DNA-templated transcription. The record is from RefSeq and is a predicted model, not a curated record. Gene Ontology annotation, molecular function: DNA-binding transcription factor activity; sequence-specific DNA binding. The coding region runs from base 114 to 1004 and encodes 296 amino acids. Lineage: Eukaryota; Viridiplantae; Streptophyta; Magnoliopsida; Fagales; Juglandaceae.